This is a messenger RNA of Notodromas monacha, 5666 nucleotides long. The record is from the annotation of a GenBank genome assembly. NCBI's taxonomy places the organism in Eukaryota, Metazoa, Arthropoda, Ostracoda, Podocopida, Cyprididae.
CGAUUUUUUUCAGAAAAAGGGGAGUCCAAUGAUUCGGUUGGUGAGACAGGCUUUCUAGUCUAGCGGCGUGUUAAAAGUAAUGUGCGUUGGAAGUUGAAGAGAAGAAGGGGGAAAAAGAUGAGCGAGAAAAGGGCAGUGAUCGAAACGGAGCCGCUGUUGUCUCCGGACUCGGUUGGCGGUUACCCGGAAUUAAUGUUGGAAGGAGAUGUUCGAGCGGCGAGUCGAUCUGGCAAUAUUGUUGACAGCAGUUUCAGUGAUGUCAAGCGAGAAAAUGACGAUCCGAAGGAAGCUGAUACCACUUAUGGACUAGCUCCAGCUGAGAGAAAUCAUCAGCAUGCUACUUCGAACAUGGAGACCAUGAUUCACCUGCUGAAGGGAAAUAUCGGGACAGGCGUGCAAGCCAUGCCGGAUGCGCUGUCCAACUCUGGCCUCGUCCUCGGCUCCGUCGGCGUUGUGGCCAUGGGUGUGGUGUGUAUCCACUGUAUGCACAUGCUUGUGAUGGCUUGCCACACAUUGUGCUCGCGCUUGCGGGUCUCAACGCUAGACUAUGCGGAUGUGGCCUACCACGGCUUCCGCACAACUGCCGGCCCUGACCGGCUCCGCAACCUGGCCCGAUGCAGUCGGCGCAUCGUCAAUGCAUUCCUUGUCUUAACGCAGAUCGGCUUUUGCUGCGUGUAUUACGUAGUCCACCCUUUAAUUCGCAGUUUUCAAUUUUCCAUUUUCCAGCUGACUGGUGAUAGUUGGAGUGUGCACACCUGGCUUAUGGUUCUGUUCGUGCCAUUCUGUCUGCUGUCACUAGUGCGUAAUCUCAAGUUAUUGUCGCCGAUCUCGAUGACAGCUAAUAUACUGCAAGCCGGAGGAACAACCGUCAUUUUCUACUACUUGCUGCGAGAUUUGCAGCCAGUGUCGAGUCGGAAAUGGGUGGCACCUGUGCGCCAAUGGCCGCUGUAUUUCGGCACAGCAAUUUACGCAUUUGAGGGCAUUGGGAUCGUCCUGCCGUUGGAGAACAAAAUGAAACGACCUGCGGACUUCGUGGGCUGCACAGGGGUCCUUAAUACUGGGAUGGUGCUCGUGACGUGUCUGUACACGGCCAUGGGAUUCUUUGGAUACUUGCAAUACGGUGAUGACGUAAAAGGCAGUAUUACGUUGAAUUUGCCCGCUGGGGAUCCCUGGGCAGCUGGAGUACAAAUUGCCAUGACGGUCGCCAUAUUUUUGUCGUAUGCGCUGCAAAUGUACGUACCUAUCGAGAUUCUCUGGCCGCAAGUGAAAAAUGCCUUGCCGUUGUCUUACUCAUCUACGCGCUACGAAAUCUUGGCCGAUUACGCAUUCCGGAUCGGGCUCGUUCUUCUGACAUUUGCCCUUGCGGCACUUGUGCCGAAUGUGGGUCUUUUCAUUUCACUCGUCGGCGCGGUGAGUUCCUCUUUCCUUGCCUUGGUUUUCCCGCCGAUGUUGGACUGCGUCGUGUUUUGGUCGCAACUGACCUGGGUGCGGGUCACCAAGAACGUGGCCAUCAGUCUCCUGGGCGUCCUCGGAUUUAUCACAGGAACGUACGCAUCGUUGGAGCAAGUAUUUAUACACUUGGGUCCAGGUUCUGGCCCUGUCCCUAUACCCCCUAUUGUGGCAAACUCAACGUUCACCUAAUGGAAUUUCGAUACUUUUCUUCACCUAUGGUACCUUCUGUUUUUUGGUGUCCAUUCUUGCAUUCCGUGAUGUGAAGGUUUGAAGGGUUUUUUGAUUUCAACAUGCUUCCAUCGUUCGUCCGCCGCGUCGGUUUUUGGCAGUCGGUGGCAGCGAGAAUUUCAACUGAAAGUGAGAUGAGCUGCGCUGCGCAAAUAUCAAAUGCCAAUUUGAUUUCCUGUUUGUGGAGGUACGAGGGUCUUCUCAAAAAUUAAGUUCACCAAUUCAAGCGAUCAUUGUAAGAUUGUUCAUCAGUGGAAAUUCUGUUGCAUUUUUUCUUUCCCAUCGUUCGUUUGAGCAAUUACGAGUACUCUAUUUUUACAUUUUCGGGCGAAGCUGGCAAUGAUGAAUGAAAAUAAGACGCAGAAUAUCAUUAGACUGAAGUAAAUCUCACAGAGUUAUUGUACGUAUUUUCAACUUUGUACGGAGUGAUCUCUGAUCUCUCUCGUUUUUCAAGCUAACCCUGUACAACAACAAAAAGUGAUGAAUUAUUGAUAUUAGUGUUUGCAAAAGAAACUGCGAUUGAUUUGUGAAACCCCUUUGAAUUAUGUUCAGCAUCAGGUGUCUGAGAAUGGCAAGAGUUGUAAAGAGCAAUGUAGACAUUUGACAAAAAUCCUUGGUUGAUGCCUGAAAAGAUAACAGCUUGAAAAAUGAGUGCCAUGGUAGUUUUUGACGAAUUUUCUGAUUUGCCUCUAAAUUUUAUCGCAUUAUUUAUUUAUUUAUUUUUCAAAUCCCAAUCUUGGGAAAGAAGAAGCUAUCAGGAGAACUUCGAAAAAAGUUUAGAAAAAGUAAUCUCCUGUUGACUGCCUCCAAGAAUAGACUCACUACUUUUGAUGAGACCCUCGUAUAAAACGUGUUUGUGUCCUUUUGAGUGCAAUGAUCUUACGGAUUGUGAUUUGUUAUAGUCGCGGUUGGAGGAGUUUUAGCGAUUGAAGCACUGGAUUUAUAUAGCAAUUUAUUUUAUUCAUUUGCGUUUUAUUUUCUGAACGCGUAAAGAAGGGAUUUUUGAGUUGGCUUUUUUGUGAGUAUUCGCUGCAUUUUGGAAAAAUGCAUGCAUGACUCCUCAUGGAGUAACGCAUUAUCUGAUGGAAAAAAAGUGUUGGCGCGUGUGACGCAUUGGCAAGAAAAGCACGGAAAAAAGGAAACCUGUUUCUUUAGUCGAUAUCUGGACAAAAGAGGUUCGAAAGCAGGAAUUCCGACGGGUGGUCACACGAAAAAUAAAUCGCGCAGAAGAACGGAAAAUUCCGGAGAACUGAACAAAUUUCGUUUUCCAUUGAUCUCGUCUUUUUUUCUCCUGACAAAAUACGAAUUUUUCCCAUGAGAAAAUGGCUCUUGCGUUUUUUGUACUCGCAGAAAUGUGGUUGCUAUCUGCUCGAAAGUUGUUCGCAUCUUCUUUGAGACGAUGUUCGGGAGUGGCCAGUGUGGGUCCAGUGAAAACUGCGCUGGUUUCCGAUGAGCAAUUGGUGGUUGAAGGCUGGGUGACAGGUUUGCGGAAACUGAAGCAAACAACGUUUGUGGAUGUGACUGUUGCUGGUGAUGACCGCCAUAAGCGUGUGCAGCUUGUUCUCUCGUCAGCCGAGAAACCAGAGGACCUGCGUUUGGGUUGCGCUGUCCGAGCUUCUGGCCGCGUGGCGCCGAGUCGCCGCCAACGAGACUGCUCUGUUACCAUGUCGACGGAUUUGAUUGUUGAACAGAUGGAAGUGGUUGGUCGAUGCGAGCCGGAAGUCGAGGACAUUGCCUGGUUUUCCGCAAAACCGUCUCCGCUAAGUCCCGGGAGCGACCAGGCGAGACGCAAGAUGCAUCUCCGUCCUCGACUGGCGUCCUUUGCCGCCCUUCUGCGCCUUCGCAGCCAACUCACCCUAGCCAUUCACGACUUCUUUGCCAGAGAAGAGGGUUUUACUUGUGUGCACACGCCGAUUAUUACAACGAACGACUGCGAAGGCGGCGGAGAAUCCUUUCUCGUCAAGGCAGGUGUCGUCUUUUUAAUGUAUUGUAGAACUCCGAUAAUCCGGGCUUUUAAAAUGAGUAUAAUAAAUAAUUCUUGUCCCUGUAAUCUGAUACUGUGACACGAAUAAUCGAUUUAAAAUAAUUUAUUGAGGAGAUGCAAGAUUCCGAGUAUUUAAUAUUAUCGAAAUGAAGUCCGAUUGUCGCAUGAAGAUACUGUAGUCAAUCGCAGGCAGGUGAAAAUGAUGAGGGGAAAAAUCGUGAGACUUCCGCGCAGUUCUUAACUUUUUAUUUCCCGGAUUAUCCGGAGUUUUACUGUUUAAUUUUCGAAAUUUGACGUGGGCCGUGAAGCUUUGUGACGCAUGAAACAGCCAGCAAGCAUGGGGUUAAUCAAGGAAAUGAGGGGAGAUGCCGUCAAGAGUGACGAAACGGUGUAUUUCGGAGAAGAAGCGUCGCUCUGUGUGUCGUCCCAAUUACACCUGGAGGCUGCAGCAUGGUGAGUUUCACGGAAAAAUCCGUUUAAAAAUAAUUUGUGAUCAAUUUUUUUUGGCUAAACUCAACUUAUUAAAAUGUUUUUGUUGUACGGAUUUAAUUUACUCCACGUGCAAUUGUCAGCGGAGUUGUUGGUUGCGAUGCGUUUAUAUUAGCGUUUAUUUUUUCUAGCCGUUAUGGCAGCAAGUAAUUCAGAAAAACGGGAUGUUUACUUGGUGCCUUGUGUUCAAAUACCCUUAGUUUUCAGUUUUUGAGCCCGAAAGUCGAGGAGUGUGGCAUUCAAUUUGAAAAACUAACGCUUUUAUAUUCCCUACGAAAUGUUCCGAUUUUACGAGGGGUGUCAUUUUUUCCGCCCACUCCGCAUAGCAUUAGAAGUAAAAGUCGGGCAGCUUAGAAUCUUAAAUGACCAGACAAUUCGUAAUAAUUGUCGGGAAACUCUAGAAUAGAUGAUUUGAAAGUAAUUUUCUUUUUUCCGCACACUUCAAUAUUUUAUUUUAAAUCCCCUGAUUUUCCCACCAUCGCUGAUUCUGAGAUGCCCGAGCGCCAGUGGAACACCCAUAUUUCGUGGUGGGAUCUGAAAAUCUUGCCAAAACCUGUGCCGAAUUGUCUUGUAGGGCUCUCUUUAAUUAAUUGAAAGCUUAAAACUCAACAUCUUUUGUAUCAGCAAAAAUGCUUCAUAGUUUUUUCCUGGAAACCCCGUGAAGACUAUUCAGUAAAAAAUCUUUUUACGCUGAAAAGUGGAUUAGGAAAGGUGUAUUCCAUUACACCCGCAUUCCGAGCAGAGAACAGCCAAUCAACGCGGCAUUUGAGCGAAUUUUGGAUGGUGGAGGCAGAAGUCGCAUUCUGUGAUGAUCUGAGUCAGCUCUUGGACCUCAUCGAGGCUCUUUGGAAGCACUUGACGAAGAAAGUGGUUCUGGAAAACCCCGUGGCUUUCAAGGAAGCCUUUCAUGGCCCUGUUGAAGCAGCGAAUAGAAAACUCGAAGAGUUACGGCGAAUGAGUGUGGAAAAAUUCGAACGCCUGAAGUUUUCUGAUGCCCUGACCUUGGCGAAUAAGUUGGUUGUGGACGAGCGAGGGGAUGGAAUGCAAUUGUCCCGACAACAAGAGCUUGUUGUUGCCGAGCAGGUCGGUCGUCGACCCGUGUUCGUGACGGACUGGCCCUCGGGCUCCAAGCCAUUUUAUGCCCGAACCUGUCGCGACAGUGGUCUGGUGCAAGCUGUGGAUCUGCUAGUGCCUGGAGUUGGAGAGAUUUGUGGUGGGUCAUUGCGUGAGAACGACGUCGAUGCUUUGAAACGACGAAUGGGCCCAUGCCCCGGCCUUCAAUGGUAUUUGAAGUUACGACGUUAUGGGUACGCGCCCACUGCGGGAUUUGGUUUGGGCCUCGAGCGUUAUCUUCAGUCGGUGCUGGACGUACCAAGCGUCAAAGAUUGCAUUGCUUUUCCACGUUGGCCACAUCACUGUCAAGCCUGAUUUGCGUUUUUUCUCUUUAUUUUCUUUGCCCUGUGAAUGGCAGUCGAUACGAAUUGAGCAAAAUGAAAUAUCGUGAUUUUCUGUG